AUGUCGACUGUUCAAGCAGAUAUCAUAGUAGAACAAGAGCCAAAUAUACGAGUUUUCAACUUUACGCUGGCAGCGGGAUACAAUCGUCACCCAUCGUCGCUGGAGUUGAAAUCAGUCGCACUGAACGUAGCGAAAAACAAUAACUUUCAAGGUGACAAUAACAUACCAGUAGCAGCAACCUUGUUCAAACCCGAACCAACUACGAAGACCCAUCAGAAGCCAUCAAUGUCUCACUCCGAAUCUGGUAGGCUUGUGCCAGAGCAGCUCUAG
Molecule: messenger RNA, 270 nt
Organism: Serpula lacrymans var. lacrymans S7.9
Lineage: Eukaryota; Fungi; Basidiomycota; Agaricomycetes; Boletales; Serpulaceae
Exons: 3
Coding region: 1-270 (89 amino acids)
Source: RefSeq, a predicted model, not a curated record